GCAACACGAAAUGAUGUUGAUGCUCCGCCUGCCACUCCGCUUGACGCGGCAAUGCGUCCGCUACAAGAAGACCAAGUCCGCACGGGCAGAGGUUCCAGGAAACAAAGGCCAGGCGUUGCAAAUGGCCAUUCGGCAGAUCGAAAGCAACUUUGGCAAAGGCGCGCUCAUGCAAUUGGGAGCGUCUGGCGUGGCCCAGGACAUUGAAGUCAUUUCGACAGGAUCGCUGUCUCUCGACAUUGCACUUGGCAUUGGGGGACUUCCAAAGGGGCGGGUCGUGGAAAUCUACGGCCCCGAGAGCUCUGGCAAGACUACCCUCGCCUUGCAUUGCAUUGCCGAAGCCCAGAAAAAAGGAGGCACGUGCGCAUUCGUCGACGCCGAGCAUGCCAUCGAUGGUCACUACGCCAAGGCGUUGGGAGUGAACAUUGACGAACUGUACGUGUCGCAGCCAGAUUCGGGCGAGCAGGCGCUCGAGAUUGCCGACACGCUGAUCCGAUCGGGGGCGGUGGAUGUGGUCGUUGUGGACUCUGUGGCGGCGCUCGUACCCCGCGCAGAACUGGAGGGCGAGAUGGGCGACCAGCAGAUCGCCCUGCAGGCUCGCCUCAUGAGCCAGGCCUUGCGCAAGUUGACGGGGUCGCUCUCCAAGUCCAACUGCAUGCUCAUUUUCCUCAACCAAAUCCGGCAAAAGGUGGGGGUGUUGUUUGGGUCGCCAGAAGUCACGUCGGGCGGCACGGCGUUGCGGUAUUAUGCAUCGGUGCGACUGGACAUUCGCCGCAAAACGCAAAUCAAAGACGGAGACAACGUAAUCGGCAACGAGACGGUGGUCAAAGUCGCCAAGAACAAGCUCGCGCCUCCGUUCAAAGUCGCCACCUUUGACAUGCUGUACGGCAAAGGCGUCGACCGCGUGUCCGAAGUGUUGGACCUGGGUACUGACAUUGGAGCACUUAAACGAUCAGGAUCGUGGUAUGCGUACAAAGACGGUAGAUCAACCAUCUAUAUAUUCAACGGACUGAACCGCUGUUGCUUGACGUAGAACCCAUUGGCCAAGGCCGAGUCAAGGCCAAGCAGUUUUUGGUGGACCAUCCCGAGAUUGCAAGUGGCAUCGAAGCCGACAUUCGUCAAACCCUGCUCGCUCGAUCCCCCACGAACAUCGACGACGAAGUGCCGUCGGAAACCUCGGAAGAGGUAGACACUCCACCAGAUGCUGCUUCGUUGGUGGAAGGUCCGCCUUUGGUCGAAGACGCCGAGCCCCGUGUGGACGACGCCCCUGCGACAGUGUCACCACACUCGUAAUAACUAGCACUACAAACGAAGACAGUCUAUACUUUCACAG
Messenger RNA from Aphanomyces astaci, 1330 nucleotides. RefSeq names its product protein RecA, variant 1. Gene Ontology annotation, biological process: DNA repair. The transcript has 11 exons. The record is from RefSeq and is a predicted model, not a curated record. The coding region runs from base 11 to 1030 and encodes 339 amino acids. Gene Ontology annotation, molecular function: ATP-dependent DNA damage sensor activity; ATP binding; ATP hydrolysis activity. NCBI's taxonomy places the organism in Eukaryota, Oomycota, Saprolegniomycetes, Saprolegniales, Verrucalvaceae.